Molecule: messenger RNA, 1437 nt
Organism: Exophiala xenobiotica
Lineage: Eukaryota; Fungi; Ascomycota; Eurotiomycetes; Chaetothyriales; Herpotrichiellaceae
Exons: 5
Coding region: 1-1437 (478 amino acids)
Biological process (GO): proteolysis
Molecular function (GO): serine-type exopeptidase activity; dipeptidyl-peptidase activity
Source: RefSeq, a predicted model, not a curated record
AUGACUGGUUCAUUGCGCCAGAUGUCCUGGCUCCUUGUCGCUCUUUGCGCCGCAACCUCGCUCACAGGUACAGCGAACGGCGCGGCCACGUCCAGCUCCAACUGCUCCACGCCGACACACUUCUUCACCCAACUCAUCGAGCAUGAGAAUUCCAGCAGCAAAGCAACUUUUCAGCAACAAUAUCAAAUAGUCGCCGACCACUUCAAGCCCGGAGGACCAAUUCUGUACUAUCAACAGGCUGAGACGAGCCUCUUCGCCUGUAUGGAAUGGACAAUCCUGCCCGAAUGGGCUGCUGAAUUGGGUGCACUGAUCAUCACGCUCGAACAUCGCUUCUUCGGUCUGAGCUAUCCCUCCAAUGCCUCCGAUCCUAUCGAAAAAUACCAAAGCUUGACGCUUGAGAAUGUCAUGCUAGACGCCGUCAAUUUCAUCAGUCACGUCAAAGAUACAACGUCAGGGGCAAAAGAAAGCAAGGUCCUCGUGAUGGGUGGUUCGUAUGGAGGGUUUCUUACCACUGUGCUCAAGAUGAACCACCCAGAGGUCUUUUAUGGAGCUCUGCCCUUCGCGGCGCCACUCCGCAGCAUUGGGGCAAAUUACCAGAACCCCCAGCGGUAUAACUGGUUCAAAUGGCUGAAUCAAGUAUACUGGGACUUGUCCGCCAGUGCGGCCGGCAAGAUGAAACACGCGUUCGAGGUACUCGGCCAGCGCUUCCAUGCCGCAACCGAUACCAAGAGUAUCGCUAAGGAUUUCGGCCUCUGCUCCGUACCAAAUACGACGGCGGAGCUCCAAGAGGUCAUGGGCGUGAUCAAUACAGUCCAGUACCAGAUCCCGCAAUUGGGCUUCAUCAACCCCAUUGGAAACCCAACCGGAUCCAGUGUCGAGAAGCUGGUCAAUCAGACUCUGCUGCUCGAUGACCCUGUGAAGAUCAUCAAUGCCAGUUUGAAUAUGUGGUACCCGUCAUCCUUGUAUCCCUGUGUUCCAUGGGGCAAUGACGAGUCCGUCAACCCAACGCUGCAAUUGGAUUCUUUCAAUUACCUUCUUUGCAAAUACUUCCCACUCAGCGUCAACGAAGUCCCCAACGGAACGCUUUUCGUACCGACAUCCGUCCAGACCGAAAGCGACCCGCACACAUGCAUGACAAAGUACAACGUCACGCCGUCGACUCAGGACCAUGUGGAAACUCAGUACCACAUCACGCGCGACGAAUUGGUAAAUGCAAAGCGCAUCCUGUUUGCAUACAACGAGUUCGACCCGACGACCGCUGUUGGAAUCGACCCCUUGCCAUUGACCCAGGAUCGGAAUGCAUCCAGGUACAUGUUCACGACGCUGUCAUCACAUGGAGAGGAGUCUAUCGCGAGUUAUCCAGGGGACAGACCUAGUGUGGUGCACGCACGAAAUCUGCAGUUGCAGACGUUCAAAGAGUGGCUCGGCAUGUACUAG